Messenger RNA from Peronospora farinosa, 660 nucleotides. NCBI's taxonomy places the organism in Eukaryota, Oomycota, Peronosporomycetes, Peronosporales, Peronosporaceae. The record is from the annotation of a GenBank genome assembly.
AUGAGUGCAAGCAAAGAAGACGUAAAACGUCGUCAAGUGAUUGUAAUCUUGGAACAGGCGGCAUUGGAGACGGUCAAGACCUCGAAAGGUUAUCAAUUGCUUAACUGUGAUGAUCACAAAGGGAUUCACAAGAAACUUAAUCGUGAAGCAAGUCAAUCCCGUCCAGAUAUUCUCCACCAAGAGCUUAUGGCAUUGUUGGACUCGCCGCUUAAUAAGGCUGGAUAUCUCAAGAUGUACACCCAGAGCACUAAGGGCGUGCUCGUUGAGGUGAGCUCACAGAUGCGCGUGCCUCGUACGUACAAGCGAUUCGCAGGUCUUAUGGUGCAACUGUUACACACGCUAAAGAUUCGGUCAUCAGACGGCAAUCAGACGUUGCUAAAAGUAAUCAAGAAUCCCGUGACCAAGUACCUGCCAGCAAAUUGCACGAAAUACGCACUGUCGCGUACGGGUACACUGGUAAAUCCGUGGGAAUGGGUGGAGACACUGCCGAAGGAUGAACCGGUAGUGUUUAUUAUUGGUGCCAUGGCACACGGCCACGUUUCGAAGGAAAACUGCAACUAUCUGGACGAGACCAUUUCGAUCUCGGAGUACCCGAUGAGCGGAGCCCAGGCUAUCUGCCGUCUUCUUAACGGCUUUGAACGUCACUGGGGUAUCCUGUAA